Messenger RNA from Anopheles nili, 393 nucleotides. RefSeq names its product probable small nuclear ribonucleoprotein Sm D2 (gene SmD2). Gene Ontology annotation, biological process: RNA splicing; spliceosomal snRNP assembly. Gene Ontology annotation, molecular function: RNA binding. The record is from RefSeq and is a predicted model, not a curated record. The coding region runs from base 1 to 393 and encodes 130 amino acids. NCBI's taxonomy places the organism in Eukaryota, Metazoa, Arthropoda, Insecta, Diptera, Culicidae. The transcript has a single exon. Gene Ontology annotation, cellular component: U1 snRNP; catalytic step 2 spliceosome; U5 snRNP.
AUGAAUAAGAGUUUCAUUUAUCAUAACAUCACCAGGGCGUUGACGAAACCAAAAUCAGAGCUUACUCCCGAGGAAUUGGCGAGACAGGAAGAGGAGGAAUUCAAUACCGGACCUUUGUCCGUCCUAACACAAUCGGUCAAAAACAACACCCAGGUGUUGAUAAACUGCCGCAACAACAAGAAACUAUUAGGCCGCGUGAAAGCCUUCGAUCGGCACUGUAACAUGGUUCUGGAAAAUGUUAAGGAAAUGUGGACGGAAAUACCACGAACUGGGAAAGGCAAAAAGAAAGUGAAGCCUGUGAACAAGGACAGAUUUAUUUCAAAAAUGUUUCUCAGAGGAGAUUCAGUUAUUUUGGUUCUUCGCAAUCCGCAGGCCACUGCUGCUGGUAAAUGA